GAUAAUUAUUAGAGAGUCAAAGUUGUAGAAAUUGAUGCAGUCUUGGUCAAUGUUGCGGAAAAUGAUGAAGACUGGUCAAGAUUGCGGAUUCUGAUGUAGACUGGUCAAGAUUCGUCCAAGCGUCCAGGUUCAUCCAUGAUGAUCGGGUCCUUCGCAUAAGGAGAAGGACGCACGUGGGCUGGUCGAGCUGGUUGGCCGGUGAUCUUCAUGAACUGAUGGUGAAUCCUCGGUUUGGUCGAGCUGGUUGACAAGAUCGCCACUUUGGUUCGUGUCCAUGAACAAAAAAGAACGGUGCUCGAUUUUGGUUCUAUCACUGUGGUUCCCAAUUCCGCACGUGGUGACUUCCUAUGCUUUCCGACGGGUUGUUGCCAUCAGUCAGUUUGUUAAUGGGUCUUAUCGGAUUGCUGUUGCAUUGAUGAUGGUCGCCGCUGAGAUUAACAUUUCUUUGAGUGUGAGGACGUUUGAAGAGUUGACAUCGGUGAGGGCUCUGAGACCCGGAUUGUUCUCGUUGAAGAUGCGUCCAAGCUAUAACAUCUUUAGCGGUCACCCGAACAAGACUAAGAACUGGCGGCGAUCCUAUUUCUUCGUCAAGUCAGAUGAAUAUGCUUUUGCGGAGCCUCCGAAUGAUGAUUAUCGUGUUAUGUGGAACCUUAGACUCGGUAGUUAGCGAAUUGCUAUACUUGGUUUUUGCUUCGUUAGUCGCCUAACCAUUACCUUUGUGUUUUUUUUUGUUUUUUUUGCAGUCAGCCAUCCGAACACGAUCGCGUAUCCGGAAAACUUCUUUGAAGACGCUCAGGCUCUCGCUACGACGAGUCAUCGUCGCUGGCCUGAUCUCAGUCAAGAGUGGACACGUCAUUCCCAGGAUCGUGCCUUACGAGGUGGUGUUCGCGUUUGCUUGUUUGCUUCUUACUCCUUCCUUUGCUGGUUCUGACUUGAGUUCUUCUCUUUCUUCUUUUGCAGAGACUUACUGGAUAUCUAACCAAGCUCCGAUCAUCAACCGAAAAAGGAAGAGGCGAUUGUCACUCUUUACUAGGAAACAGCAGGGGUUACUCAACAAGGCUAGGGAAAUGGAUGGAGUCCCGGACUUAAGCGCUCUCCUGAAGGGACAACUAAAGCUUUUGGCGACUAAGGAUAAGGCCCCUUCUUCCAGCGCUGGCGCUGAUCCUGCUUCUGCUAGGACUUCUCUUCCGACUGAUCCGGAAGUUCAGGAACGACUCCCCGAGGUAGGAGCUUCCGAUCCGGGGUCCGCAGCUGGUUCCGCUGAAAACAAGAGGAGAAAGAAGAAAUCGGGGAAGAAGAGGGCUCGUGAUGAGUCUGCGAGCAACGAAACGGAGGUGGCUGCUGAUGUGGUAAACCAGCAUGACCCCGAUCCGUCUGAGGGAACUGCCCCAUCUGAGUCCCUUGAUAAGAAGAAGAGGAGGAAGAAGAAGAAGGAUGCCGAGAACUCUGUCGCGUCGCGGGACGGCAUCGUUGAUCCUUCUCUUGGAGUACAAUCUGAGGGAAUCCUGGAGGAGCCUUCUGUUCUCGCCAACUCUCCUCCCCGUGAUGAAGUUCUUCUCCGAAAAGAUGCUUCCGAUGCUUUGGGGCAGUCGGGAGGAAGUCCUAAGAAGAAGAAGAGUAAGGAUGUGGCGGGACCUCUCAGUAGCGUGCAAAGCGCACCACAGCUCGGCGGAUCAGCCGGUGGGAACUUCCCGGUGAGAGGGUUGGCUCCGGAUUUCAGGGAUCGGAUCAGCUUUUCCUAUGACGAGAGGAUGCCAUUGAUUCUGAAUCCUCCGCGAUGUGCUGAGUUGACUCGCCAAAUUCGAGGAGAUCCUGUUGGUCUGCCUCCGGUGGAAGAGCUUACGUUCAAGGAGCUGUACGCCGAAGCUGCAUGUUCGAGCAAGCGGAAUGAAGCAAACAUGAACUUGCUUGUCGCGGCGUAUGAAGGGGAGUUGAGACGCACUGUAGUUCAGUUGGCAGCGGCGGAGAAGCUUGCGAGGGUGCGGCAGCUCGCGAUCGAUCGCGUAAAGGGGGAGCUCAAGGAGGCCAAGGACAAAGCCAUCGAGGAUAAGGAGAUCCUCCGAGAGCAGUUCGAGAAACUCGAGGGGAAACUGAAGUCUUCUCAAUCCGCAAAGAAGAAGUUGAGUGACGAGAACGCGGCUCUGAAUAAGAAGAUCGCGGCUCUAGAAGAACAUAAUGCGUCCAUCUCCGCGGAAUUGUCUUCAGAGGGAAAGCGGCUUAGGGACUCCCGAAUUCACGAGGUUACUCAGGAGAGGGUGAGGGUUCUGAGUGCGAUGAUCGCCAAGGCUAACGUCCGCUUCAACAACAUCCGGGACUGCGAAUCUGGUCGAGGUGAAUUCGACCUAGCCCGCAACCUUUACGGGCAAGCGAUGGGAACGAAGAAGUGUAUUGAGAUGAUCUUGAAUAGCGGCUCUCCGCUCACGCAGGAGCACGUCGAUUUCUUCGCUGCGCAGGAGAAACAAUAUGAGGCGGAGGUUGCCCGACUUGCAGUAAAACCUAUCCCGGAGUCUGAUCUUUCGCUGGCGCCUCUAGUUCUUCCAUCUCAGUAUGUUGACGAAGAUGCUUUAGCGUCGCUUGAUCUGUUUGGAUCUAACAUGAGUGUGAUGAACUCUGAUGCUGUGGCUCUUCUUCAGCGUUCGGAGGAUGAGCAGCUCGAAACCGAGCUUCCUGCUAAGACCGCUACUCCAAGUAGAGUCGUCGAAACCGAGUCCUCUGCUAAAGGUCCCCCGUUCAUGAUUUCUGAUGGGUCUUUAAGCGAGGAGGAAGGCGGGAUCGGUGAUUCACCUUCUCCUCUUCUCGUUAAUAACGAAGUAGAAGCAGGAGGGAAGACGAUGGAUGCAGAGGCCGCUGGCGAGAGCGGUGGAGGAGCGAAGGAUGCGGCUGAUCUUGCUGGAGGGGAGGGCGCGACUGAUCCUGUUGGGGCAAAAGAUCGGACUGAUCUGGAGACUCAUCCCGAGGGUCGCGAGCCUUGACUCUCUUUGUGUGUUGUAAUAUUAUUUACUUAAUCUCUUUUUUGGUUAGGGUCCCGUCGUUGUGACGUAGCUUGAUCCUUUUCUUUUUCCAUUCGGAUAUUGUCGCUUGUCUUUUUUCUUCAAAAUUAGCUGCGGGACUGUGGCCGCCUUUCGGAUAUUGUUGCUUUGCCCUUUUUUAUCGACUUAUUCUCUCUUGCUUAUGAUGCUUCGUGAAGUUUUUUAUAGUUGACUCUUCCUUGCGUAUGAUGCUUCCAUCCAGAAACUAGCUUUGGUUGCUGAAAAACUCUUAAGGCAAGAAAGAGAUGUUCAGCUGCAAUUAUGCUCGCUGAAAGCAGGAAGUCUUCUGCAGGCGAGUUUAUUCGCCGAAUCAGAGUCUUCCGAAUCGCGUUUUGGCUCGCUGAACCCGAGUUCAAUUGCCAACUCUCAUUACUAAUCUGGGUUCACGAGCUAGUUCGAAGUACACUUGAUAGGCGCACCCUUAGGAGGUUCAACGAUGCCGUUAUCCAGCGCGACGGUAUUAUCGCCACCUUUCUUUUUAUUUGCGUAAGGCAAGGGGCUUCUCUGGAGUCAAUUUUGCUCGCUGAAGCAACGUGCUUCUUCGAAUUGCGAAUUAAUUCGCUAAAGGCAGGGAGCCUUUCCAGAGGCGAUUUCAUUCGCCAAGGUAGGCCUGCUCAAAUCGUGAUUUAAUUCGCUGAUUUUGCCAGUGAUCUCGGCUUGAUUUGUAUGGUUUGGUUAUAGCUGCACCGGUUAAGGCUGCCUACGUACCUCAAAAAGGAUCAAGCCAUUCGUAGUACGUUGGAGUCGGGUAAGAGUGACGCGGGGGGUGCACUUACUCGACUCUUUUUUUUUGUUUUGUUAUGUUAUAGCUGCACCGGUUAAGGCUGCCUACGUACCUCUGAGGAGGAUCAAGCCAUUCGUAGUUCGUUUUUUUUGUUUUUUUUUUUUUUUUUUUUUUACAAUCGUAUAAGAGUGGUCUUGAAGGCGCACUUACACGAUUGUUCUGUUACUGAAUGAAGUGUGUCCAGCGCCUGCUGAGCAGCAUCUGAGUUUAGGCGGAGUAACGCUUAAGGUGCAUGGAAUUCCAUGCUCGAGGGACUGCUUCACCGGUUGACGUUUCUAGACGGUAAACCCCAGGUUUGAUUACUUGCGUGAUCUUGUAUGGCCCCUCCCAGUUGGUGCCGAGCUUACCAGCUUUCCACUCCUUAGUGUUUUCAAAUACUUUUCUGAGAACAAGAUCUCCUUGUUCGAGAGGGCGCGACUUGACCUUUUGGUUAUAGUAACGCUCAAUUUGAUGUUGAUAAUUCUGGAUUCGGAGCAGGGCUUGAUCGCGGUAUUCCUCGAUUGCGUCAAGGGCGUCAAGUAGCAUACUUUGAUUGAGAUCAACGUGCUGAGGCAUUCGGGACCUGCGGAGACUGGUGACGUUAACUUCUGCGGGAGCCAUUGCUUCAACGCAGUAAGCCAUAGAGAAUGGGGUACAUUUGGUCGCGGAACGCGGCGUGGUGCGGUGAGACCAAAGGAUGCCGUCCAACUCGUCAGCCCAGCAACCCUUUUUCAAGUCGAGUCGUUUCUUUAGUCCGUCGAUAAUCGUUCGGUUAGACGACUCAGCUUGGCCGUUACUUUGCGGGUAUCGCGGCGUUGCGGUGUUCAGACGGAUUCGCCAUUUGUCGCAGAAAUCGCGGAACUGAUGAGAGAUAAAUUGCGAUAUGUUGUCUGUCACUAUCUCGUAGGGGAGACCAUGACGGCAGAUGAUGUUGCGCCAUACGAACUUCUGAACUUCCUUGUCUGUAACGCUCGCGAAGGCUUCUGCUUCGAUCCAUUUGGUGAAAUAAUCAGUAAGGACAAGGACGAAACGCUUUUUUCGUGAAUUUGGCAUUGGCCCGAUAAUAUCCAUUGCCCAACGCAUGAAAGGGUACGGUGCCGUGAGAGUACGCAACUGCUCGGUGGGGCAGUGGAUAGUAGGUGCAUGUCGUUGGCAUUUAUCGCAGCGUUUGGCAUAUGAUUCGCAGUCAGCGUUGAGAGUAGGCCAGUAAAAGCCUUGGCUUCGAACUUUGAGUGCUAGGGCUCGUCCGCCAGAAUGAUUACCCGCCGCGCCUUCAUGGUUUUCUGCCAUGACAAGUCGCGUUUCG
Raphanus sativus (radish) is the source of this 5098-nucleotide messenger RNA. RefSeq lists its product as uncharacterized. The record is from RefSeq and is a predicted model, not a curated record. The coding region runs from base 1068 to 2972 and encodes 634 amino acids. The transcript has 2 exons. NCBI's taxonomy places the organism in Eukaryota, Viridiplantae, Streptophyta, Magnoliopsida, Brassicales, Brassicaceae.